AUGAAAGCCCUCAAUGACAAGCUUGACAAGUUCCUCAAGCAGCAGAAGCAUGUUAUUACGGAUAACUCGGCUUCCACCUCAACAAGUCACACGGAGUCUGCAAAUGAGAUCGCCUUACGGAGUGGCCGACAAUUACCCCCGAGAACAGUACCACUGGACAUCACUGAGGACAGCAAUGAUAUAGAUGGGGAGGAUCUCGGUGAACCGAUCGUUUCUGCUGAACCACCAAGCCACUCCCCAGCACAACCCGAUGCUCAACCAGAUCCAUCACCCGACCACACCACUAGGAUAGGUGAUCGGGUUUACCCUCAGGUAACUCCGCCUCCUGCAGACAAACCAGGAAGAGAAAAGCAAAAAGAAAGGAGAUUCAUUCCCCCACCUUACAAGCCACCUCUGUCGUUCCCUGGACGAUUUUGCAAGGAACUCUUGGAGAAGUACAAAGCACUGUUUGAGAAACAGAUGCAGGAACUCGAACUUCGCAUGCCCCUUAUGGAUGCUUUCACCUUGAUACCUCCUUACCAGAAAUUCCUGAAAGAUGCAGUCAUGGAGCGAAUCAAGCAAGUUCAAAGGAUGGUUAUACUUAAUCAUGAGUGCAGUGCCAUAAUUCAGAAAACUGCCGCACCUAAGAAAAUGAGCGACCCAGGAUCGUUUACUUUACCUUGCUCUAUGGGACCAUUGAAGUUCGGAAGAUUUCUUUGCGAUUUGGGGGCGUCAGUCAGCUUGAUGCCACUUACUGUAGCUAAUCGUCUCGGAUUCGAGAAAUUCAAGCCUACAGACAUCCAACUGGUUCUGGCUGAUCGAACUACGAGGUUUCCAAGCGGAAUUUUGGAAGACUUGCCAGUCAAAGUAGGGUCAGUAGACAUACCAACCGACUUCGUGGUUUUGGAAAUGGAUGUGGAGCCAAGGGAUCCGCUUAUCUUAGGACGACAAUUCUUAGCCACCGCAGGAGCAAUAAUUGAUGUAAGGAACAGGAAGAUCGAUCUGAAGCUCGGGGAAGACCUCACUAUGCAGUUUGACAUUCGGGAAACUAUGAAAAAAGCUACGAUAGCUGGGCAAACCUUCUAUAUAGAGGGAUUAGAAAAACUGCACGAGGAGCCAUUUGAGGAGAUUGCGAUAGGGGAUUGUUUACAAACGGCACAUAAAAAUGAUGGUUAG
Camelina sativa (false flax) is the source of this 1155-nucleotide messenger RNA. NCBI's taxonomy places the organism in Eukaryota, Viridiplantae, Streptophyta, Magnoliopsida, Brassicales, Brassicaceae. The record is from RefSeq and is a predicted model, not a curated record.